AUGACGUCACCAGUGACGCGGGGGGGCCGGAGGGGCCGGAGGGAGGGACCCCCGGGGCCGGCCAGGUCCAAGUCCCCGUCCCCGUCCCCGUCUCCGUCCCGGUCCCCUGUCCCGGUGGUCCCGGUGGUCCCUGUCCCGGUGGUCCCUGUGGUCCCGGUCCCGGUGGUCCCGGUCCCUGCGGUGACGGUGUCCGCGCUCAGCCUCGCGCUCAGCGUGCUGUCUCUGCUGCUGCUCGUGACCGCCAUCUCCACCGACCACUGGCACGAGACGGACACGCGCCGGCACAAGAGCAACUGCGACCGGAACGGGUCCGAGUCCAACGACCAGAAGAACCGGGACAUGCCGAUCUACCACCUGCCGCUGCUCGAGCCCGGGACGCGGGACGCGGCGCGCAUGAAGCCCGUGCACGUGGGCAGCAGCGAGGACGAGCUUCUGGAGAACUGGAGGGCCAUCCUGGGGAUGGGCAUCCUGGAGACGGACUGCGGGAGACCCCUGUUCUCCUCUCACUCUGGCCUCUGGAGGAGGUGCUACUGCAGGGGCCUGGACCGGGACAUCGACCGGCUGGUGGAGAGGGGUAUCGCAGAUCGCUGCACAGCUGUGAAGUAUCACUUCUCUCAGCCAAUCAGACUGAGGAACAUCCCUCUGAACCUGACCAGGACCAUCCAACAGGACGAGUGGCACCUGCUGCACCUGAGGAGAAUCACUGCGGGGUUCCUCGGCAUGGCGGCGGCUGUCCUUCUGUGUGGAACCAUCGUGGUGUCGGUCGGGUUCUUCUGGGAGGAGAGUCUGACGCAGCACGUCUCUGGAUUACUGUUCCUCAUGGCAGGGAUCUUCUGCACCAUCUCUCUGUGUACGUAUGCAGCCAGUGUGACCUAUGACCUCUCCAGGAACCCCCCCUUCAUCUACGGUCUGCCGGCUGACGUGGAUCACGGCUACGGCUGGUCUCUCUGCUGUGCCUGGGCCAGUCUGGGUCUCACCGUGGCCUCCGGCUGCAUCGGUACCACCUUCCCCUUCCUGAGCCGGGCCGGAGCUCUGCGCUCCAAAACCGCCCGUGAGUCCUCCGUCUGA
Anoplopoma fimbria (sablefish) is the source of this 1068-nucleotide messenger RNA. It is a transcript of the gene tmem178a, whose product is annotated as transmembrane protein 178a. The transcript has 5 exons. Bases 1 to 1068 code for a protein of 355 amino acids. The record is from RefSeq and is a predicted model, not a curated record. NCBI's taxonomy places the organism in Eukaryota, Metazoa, Chordata, Actinopteri, Perciformes, Anoplopomatidae. Gene Ontology annotation, cellular component: endoplasmic reticulum membrane. Gene Ontology annotation, biological process: regulation of cytosolic calcium ion concentration; negative regulation of osteoclast differentiation.